This is a messenger RNA of Botrytis fragariae, 338 nucleotides long. RefSeq lists its product as uncharacterized. The record is from RefSeq and is a predicted model, not a curated record. The coding region runs from base 30 to 338 and encodes 102 amino acids. NCBI's taxonomy places the organism in Eukaryota, Fungi, Ascomycota, Leotiomycetes, Helotiales, Sclerotiniaceae. The transcript has 2 exons.
AACCAAAGGGGAAACGAACCAAUCGAAGCAUGGCACAAGAUGAGGAUUUUUCUUCUCGUGAAUUAUUGCUGAUCGACUCAUUUCAGAAUUGUUGGAGGCCAACUCGAUACGCAAGUAAAGAUAGUGGUCAGCUUACUUGCCCUGCAACAAAUAGUGUCAAUUUUGAUGCAAAGAAACAGUCCAUUGAAAUCAUCGUUCACGGAUUGUGGCGAUGGCUAGUCAUAGUCUCUUUCGUUGACCUUCUUAAUGGCUCAAUCUCGCACUUCAAGUCUCAGGAAGUGUCUUCGCCCAUUCAAGUACUAAAGCCUGAUAUACAAUCAGAAGACCAGAGGUCAUAA